This is a messenger RNA of Populus trichocarpa (black cottonwood), 1860 nucleotides long. Its product is annotated as RING-H2 finger protein ATL3. The transcript has a single exon. Bases 629 to 1462 code for a protein of 277 amino acids. NCBI's taxonomy places the organism in Eukaryota, Viridiplantae, Streptophyta, Magnoliopsida, Malpighiales, Salicaceae. The record is from RefSeq and is a predicted model, not a curated record.
UAAUAAUGAUUGAAUAAUUUUGAGUUUUAAAUUUUUAAUCCAAUUACAAUUUCAAAUUAAGAUAUGAUCCUGUUGAACAGUAGUUUGGCAGGACUUUAUUAAGGAAUGCUAAUUGUUUUAUUAAGUUCAAAGGAGAAGGGAAGCACAGGAAUGCAAAAUCAAAGUUUCCAACUUGAAGGGCGUAAAGAGAGCAGAAGAAAGGUCAAAAAGAUGGAGCACGGCACCACCUCCUACAAUACCAGACGCAACUUUCUGUGAGUAAAGAAAGGGACACUCUUUUGGUAUUGUAGGGUAAAGAGAUUUUGGGCUGCAUUUGUUUGCUUAAAUUUGAAAGUCUUAAUGUUCAGAAUUCAGACCCAAGUAUCGUCGUCUACUUGUUCUUCUUCAAAAGUCCAAGCCACCAGUCUUUCAAUUCUGAUUUACCAUUCUUAUCGAACGCAUUUUCUCUUGCUCUCCUUAGUCUGCUUUUAUACACACAUUCAUUCAUGGCCACAACAAAACAAAGAAACCCCAUUUGAGUUUUGAAGCGUUCUUUCACUAUUCUCUUGUAAUUCUCAACUGGGUUUGCUCCUCUGCUCAUCUUCAGUCAUAUAGUUUGAGUCUUUGGUGUUACAUUUUGUUAUCCACCAUGGGAAGAUUAGAUGACACAGCAACAGUUGAAAUAGCAGGCAAGAUUAUGAUUAUAGCAAUUAUAGUUCUAUUCUUGGUGGUGGUUUUUGUUAUCUUUCUUCAUCUUUAUGCAAAAUGGUUUUGGUGGCGCGUUGAAGAGCCCACUCAACCUCAACAAUCUCGCCGCCGCCAACGCCGCCGCUUUGUCUUUACCCCUGGUCAAGACCCAGUGAGAAGAGGGCUAGACCUCUCUAUACGAAGAUCCUUACCAGUAGUGAUUUUCCAGUCUAAAGAUUUCCCGGAUGGACUAGAAUGUGCUGUUUGCUUAUCUGAUGUUGUAGAGGGAGAGAAGGCCAGGUUGUUGCCUAAAUGCAACCAUGGAUUCCAUCAUGAUUGUAUUGACAUGUGGUUCCAGUCUCAUUCUACUUGUCCUCUCUGUAGAAGCUCAGUAGCACCACAAGCUCAAGGCUCUAGUGGUAACAAUAACCUCAAUGAUUUGGAGCUGAAUAUUCAGUCUCCAGAGGAAAUUUUGAUUUCUGGGUAUUCAAUGGAAUCUCCAGAUUUUCCUACAAACGUGUUGUUUUGGGGGGAUCAGACUCAAGUAAGCACUGGUGGUGGUUCCUUGGAAGAAGGACCUUCUUCAGCUUCUUCUGCACCAUCAUCAUCAUCUUCAGCUGGUGGGGGGCAUGAUGAGCCGCUUGUUAUUGAUGUUCCUGUGCAUAUUACCGAUAGUCUUGCUGAGGAUCAGGAAACCAAGUUGCCAACGCCUGCGCGGCUGAGGUCAUUGAAGAGACUCUUGAGCAGGGAGAAGAGGGUACCUCCUAAUUGUUCCAAUGGUCCUGUUGAUGUUUAAUCAUUGGACUAAUUUAAUCCAGGUCUUGAAAUUAGCUAUAGAUGCCUGAAGAUAUAGCAUUAUCUCGGCAUCAUUGGGUUCUGCCAUCUUUGAGAAUCGGUGCUUCUUAUUGAAGGUAAAUGAGACUUCUUUAGUUGAUUAGCUCAGUGUCUUGUGAUUCUUGACGCUGAAAUGGCAAGGUUUAAUUAGCCUGGUGUACAAGUUCUUGCUGGUAACUCUGAUGUCGCAACAGAGUUUCACAACAUUUGUUUGAAAUGAAUAUAUUGGAUUAGAAGAGUACCUACCAGGCUUCUCUGCUUAAACAGAUGAACCAACGCAUCUCUUUCUACAGAAGAUGUAAUUCUGUAAAUUUUCUGUUCCAAUGCUGAUUCAUCUGUUAUAGAGCCGUUAAUACAUUA